Lycium barbarum (goji berry) is the source of this 1271-nucleotide messenger RNA. RefSeq lists its product as uncharacterized. NCBI's taxonomy places the organism in Eukaryota, Viridiplantae, Streptophyta, Magnoliopsida, Solanales, Solanaceae. Bases 548 to 1108 code for a protein of 186 amino acids. The transcript has 5 exons. Gene Ontology annotation, cellular component: cytosol; TRAPP complex; cis-Golgi network membrane. Gene Ontology annotation, biological process: intra-Golgi vesicle-mediated transport; endoplasmic reticulum to Golgi vesicle-mediated transport. The record is from RefSeq and is a predicted model, not a curated record.
UACUUUCUCCAACAAUUUCCUCGGAGUUCAUAAAAUUACUAUAAUACAUUCAUGCGAAGCUCGUUCGAAUAAUCUUCCAUACACUUGCUAAUUGGGGUUUUAUUUGUUUUUGUGUCGAGAUAUCUACCUAAGUUACAAAGAGUAGUUUGCUGAUGACUGUGUGAUGAUUGCGACAGAUAAUCAGCUAGUUUAUCAAGAUCUCGAAGAAAUUCAGAUAAUUUUUAUUUUGAUUUUCUAGUUAUUUUUAAUUAGUGUCUGGAUCUUUAAUUAGAAAAUCAGUGAAUUAAGCUAUUCACGCAGGGUUGUUUUUAUAUUUGGUUGGAUGGAAUAGGGUCUGUCCGCCAUCUCCUAUUUUGAUGUCCUCUGAGUAAUAAUUGAGAAGACACCUAAAAAAAAAAAAGAAAAAGAGGUACAAAGUAGUACUGUGUGCAUUGACAGUUGUACUUUGCAUAACGAGAAAGGAGUAAAAGACAGAUUCGUAUUUUGUGUAGCAAAUAAACAAGUAAGCAGAGAGUGGAGAAGCGAUCGCAAUAGCAAAGGAAGUUUGAUGGCUCCAGUGGUACCAAGAUCCGGAGACGCCAUUUUCGCCAACGUUGAACGUGUGAACGCAGAGCUAUUCACACUAACAUAUGGAGCAAUAGUGCGGCAACUGCUGACUGAUCUAGAGGAGGUUGAUGAGGUCAAUAAACAGCUUGAUCAAAUGGGUUAUAAUAUAGGAAUUAGGCUCAUUGACGAGUUUCUAGCAAAGUCUAAUGUUUCAAGGUGUGUUGAUUUCAAGGAAACUGCUGAAGUCAUUGCCAAGGUUGGUCUCAAAAUGUUCCUAGGAAUCACUGCAACAGUGACAAAUUGGGAUGUUGAGGGAACAACGUGCAGUCUAAUUUUGGAGGACAACCCCUUGGUAGACUUCGUUGAGCUUCCUGAUACCUGUCAAGGUCUAUAUUAUUGUAACAUCUUAAGUGGAGUACUCCGGGGAGCAUUGGAAAUGGUGUCGAUGAAAACAGAGGUUACAUGGCUUCGUGAUAUGCUCAGAGGGGAUGACGCAUUUGAGUUGCAGCUGAAGCUUCUGAAGCAAGUUCCUGAGGAGUAUCCUUACAAAGAUGACGAGUAACAUGCUUUUGUGAUGCUAGACAUUGCAAAUGCAAUAUAAGAAGAUUUCUUUCCAGCCUUCCAGGAUUAUCUUAAAGUUUUUUCUGUUGCUUUGGCGUCUCUUCCAGUUUUCCAUUGUGGUAAAACAAUUUAUUUUAGUAAAAUCUCCAACUUUGCCUUGGCUA